Messenger RNA from Schistosoma margrebowiei, 2200 nucleotides. The record is from the annotation of a GenBank genome assembly. Lineage: Eukaryota; Metazoa; Platyhelminthes; Trematoda; Strigeidida; Schistosomatidae.
AUGUUUGUUUGUCUACAUAAUCAACAACGAAGUAAAGUCCUAUGCAGCAGGGGCUUUUUUGACUUAUUUUUCAAGUGCACUUCAAUGAGUUGGCAUCAGCCUGGUCUUGAUGUCAGUGCGGCUCCUUUACAUCAACUUACACCUCAUGGUCUAUUAUCAAAUGAAUAUCUUUCUGGGUUUGAUCAGAGUUCUGGUGGUAUGGAUUCGGAAAAUGCACUCUUGACGGAGCAGCGUGCACAGUUGACAGGAAGAGAACUUCAACAACUUCUUAGUGUUGCUCAUCAAAGUUUAGAUGAAGCUCAGGAAAGAAAACAGUCAUUAAAUAGUCAUAGAUUAAAGCCUGCUCUAUACAGUGUGUUCUGUGAAAUCAAGGAAAAAACAGCUCUAAGUUUGAGAAACUCAGCUGUUUCUGCUGUAGAAGAUGAAGCUAAUUCACCAGAUCCUCAGCUUUUACGCUUGGAUAAAAUGUUAGUUGCUGAAGGUGUAACAGGACCUGGCGGUAGUCUGAAUAAUGAUCUAAGUGACGGUCCUGGAGACUUGGGUGGGGGACCCGGCGAUUGCAAUCAAAUUGAACAUGCUGAUUAUCGCGCCAAAUUGUCUCAGAUUCGCCAGAUAUAUCAUGCAGAAUUGGAGAAAUAUAAAAAUGCGUGUGACGAAUUCACAGGACAUGUUAUAAAUUUAUUGCGUGAACAGAGUCGUAGUCGACCUAUAAGCCCAGCAGAAAUUGAACUUAUGGUUGGUAUAAUUCGAAGGAAGUUUCGAGCAAUUGAAACACAGCUGAAACAAAGUACUUGUGAAGCAGUUAUGAUAUUGCGAUCGCGAUUUUUGGACGCUAGACGCAAACGUCGAAAUUUCAGUAAAGAAGCUACUGAAGUACUGAAUGAAUAUUUCUACUCUCAUUUGGCUAAUCCAUAUCCUUCAGAAGAAGCGAAAGAAGAAUUAGCCAAAAAAUGUGGGAUAACUGUUUCACAAGUCUCUAAUUGGUUUGGAAACAAACGUAUUCGGUACAAGAAGAACAUUGUAAAGGCUCAAGAGGAAGCAAAUAUGUAUGCUGCGGCAACAGCCGCGGCAGCAGCAGCUGCUGGAUCUGUGGCAUCUGGAACUGGUGGUCCAACAUCAUCUGAUGAACAUUCUGUUGGAUAUGGUCAUCCCGGUUAUGAAUACGAUGAUUCUAUGAGCCUUCAAAGACCUGUCCCUCAAAUGUCCUGUCCACCUGAUCAUGACACUUGGAUGGGUGGGGGAGGAGCUGGAGUUCUCGGACCGGGUAGUUUAGAUGAACCUGACUGCAAACGCAGUAAACUUUGAGUACCUCUAUCCAUAUGAGACGAGCUGUUCAAAUAACUUCAUUCACUACAUUUUACAGCUGACGAAUUCGCCUUGAAGUAGCUUAUUUGAUAAGUAUAUAUAUAUAUAUAUAUAUAUAUAUAUAUAUAUAUAUAUAUAUAUAUAUAUAUAUAUAUAUAUAUAUAUGCAUUCUCUUCAUCUGUUGGUUUAUGUUCCAUAUUUCGUUAGUUCUAUAUUCCUUUAAAACAUGUAUUUUGUAGAGGAAAUAAUACCGGGGUUUACGCAGUAAUCCCAUGCAAUAUAUACAAGUGACUAUGUGUAUUGUUAUAGGCUGAAUUGUCUCGGCUUUUUCUUACCUUUUGUUCUAUUCUUUUUUCCCCGUAUUUUAUUCUUUAGUAUAUUUAUUUAUUAAUGUUCGUAAGUUCUCAAUGGUUAAGGCCUGUAUCGUUUUCGUGGUCCUGUCUUUAUAAUACAAAUAUCAUGUUAAUUGUAUUCCCUUUUUCUCUAUGAUGAUCAAAAUGAGUUCGAUUUUUUUGGACAUUUCACUUGAAACAUUAAAGCCCUAAUAAUACUAUCUUAAUUGAUGUUGUCUCUGUUGUCGUUUUUUCGUCACUUAUCUUUUACCCUCUGGAGGGGAUGUGAAAGUGCAUCGACUUCCCAUUUAUACUUUCGUAUUACUUAUCUUUUAUGUCUUGUGUUUUUAUUCUCUUAUGGUUUAAACGGUUAAUUUCUUGUCUUGAGAAUUUCGCUUCAUUUAUUUGCUAACUAUUCUCUCCUAUACACUUACAUUCUUUUAUACUACUUUUUUUUUCAUUCUGUAAGAUGUGGGUGUGUAUCUUUUAGGACUGUGUCGUAAGACGAUUUUUUCUCUUUCAAUUUAUUUCAUUUCAAUAAAACAAAUCGUAUUACUUUCUCA